CAACAACAAUGACAAAAUCUCAUCAAAUAAAUCUGGAUUAAAAUUAUCAUCAUUUAUAAAUUCUUCGAAUAAAUUCCAUUUGUUCAUAUGUUUGUUAUUUAUACCACUAUAUAUAGCUGUAUUGAUGGAAUUUUUAUUCAUAUGGCAACAACAAAUUACAUUGAAUGAACAUGAACAACAUUUAAUAGCAUUGACCACACGAUUAUUAUCUCGUCAACGAUUCAAUAAUGAUAAUGGUGGUGAUGGUGGUAAAAAACCAAUAAUUCGACCGCAAUCUUUAUCAUCAUCAUCAUCAUCAUCAGCAACGACAUCAAAACGCCGGAAACGAGAAUUGCAAAAAAUUUUCCGUUGGAUUGAUGAUAAUACUAUUAAUGAAUCGUUUGAAAAAAUUAAAAACGAAUCCGAAUCCUUCAAACAACAUAAGCGACGACAAGUUUUUGAACCAAAACAACAUCAAAAUCAUCAUCAUCAUUAUCAUCAGCAGCAGCAGCAACAACAACAACAACAACAACAAUCGAAAGAUAAUGGACAACCAGCUGUCGAUUUUUUUCAGCAACCACAACCAACAGAUCAGCCAACAAUACCAGGAUUCACAUGGUUAACAUCAUAUUCACGAAUUCCGUUCAAAGUUCUAAAUGAAUAUUGUACAUCAUUAAAAAAAGUUUGCAUUCGUGGCGAACCCGGACCAAGAGGACUUAAAGGAAGUAAAGGCGAUCGUGGUUUAGAUGGAAUUGAUGGUCUCGCUGGAGAACCGGGCCUAGAAGGAACACCGGGGCGUGAUGGGCGUGAUGGUGUUGAUGGUCGCCCUGGUGUUGGCGUAUCCGGUAAACCCGGGAUCCCAGGAAAAAAUGGAACUGAUGGACCAAAAGGUGAACCAGGAUUGAAUGGAAACCCCGGACCUCCAGGUCCUAAGGGAAAACGUGGUCCACCCGGUCAAGAUGGCAAACCUGGUUUAACAGUACAAGCAUGGCAUCAUCAAAACGAUACCUUGUUGAUUGCACCGAUAAUCGAUCAAAUCAAUCCAUCUACACAAACAUUAACGGUUCGUGAAAAUGAACAAAUACAUCUACAAUGUGUAGCAAGUGGAUAUCCAAAACCAAAAAUUACAUGGCGUCGUGAUGAUGAUCGACCAAUUCAUAUCGAUAGAAUUGCUUAUAAUUUAAUCGAAUCGGAUGAGCUAAAUAUAAGUCAAGUUAACCGUGACAAUUUUGGACCAUAUAAAUGUGUAGCCACAAAUGGAAUUCCUCCGGCUGCUACACAAAGAAUUAAUUUAUUAGUCACCUUUCCACCAUUAGUGAAAAUUCUCAUACAAAAACAAAUGAUAGGCACACGUAAAGGUUCAUGGGUUGUAUUAGAAUGUUAUAUUGAAGCAUAUCCUGAACCAUUUGUCGAUUGGAUUUAUGGUGAUGGUCAGAUUAUUGUUGAAAAUGAAAAAUAUAAUAAAUCUGAAGAAAUUUUAGAAUCACGAAUUUCACAUUCAAUAAGUAGACGUGUUAUGUUGAACAUAACGAAUGUACAGAAUGAAAAUCUAGGCCUUUAUAAAUGUUUGGCACGUAAUCAACUAGGACGAACAUAUGGAAUUAUUACACUUUAUGAAACGGAUAGUAAAACGACAACAAAUACGAUCGAAUCGUUGGAAAAAUCCAUUCAAUCGUUAAAAGACGAAUCAUUUGUCGUUUAUGGUGAGCUACCAAAACCUAUAGAAACAAAAAUUCCUUGUGCACCGUGUCCAACAUGUACAACACCAACAAAUCCAUAUGCAUCCAUACAACAGCAAUGUAAACAAGGUCAGCGACCUGAAAUUAUCAACAUGGGCGUUUCGGUGAUAUUCAAUCAUACGAAUAUGCAACGGAUAACUAAACGUACCGAUGAAUGUCAUUUGAGCCAAAUUGGCAAACCAGUAUUCUAUGGUGAACGUUCCGAUCAGAUCGGAUGCUGGAUGCGUGAUCCAAAUCCUAUACGUCCGGAAGAUGGUGAAAAAUAUUGGCUCACACGUAUUGAAUAUAAUAAAUUAUUGGAAGAAUAUGAUACAAAAGAAAUGUUUCGUAAUAGAAUUAUAACGAAAAAUUACACUUUAUUAUAUCCGUUCUCUGGCAAUGGACAGGCAAUCAAUUCUGGUAUAUUCUAUUAUGCUGAAGAGAAUACAUAUAAGCUUAUUAUGUUUAAUAUGUAUAAAUCCGAAUGGGAAUUUAUCAACCUGGAACCAAAUCCGAUUGCAAUCAAUGUUGGCAAUACAGUUAUUGGACGUUCAUCAUCAACAACAUCAAUGUUGCAGCCUUUAUCAUCAACAAUAAAAAAUAAAUUACCAAGACAUGUACACCAUCAUCAUUAUUAUAAUAAACAUCAACAUCAUCAUUAUCAACAACAACAACAACAACAACAAAAAUAUCGCAAUAAUCGACUAAAACGUAAUCAAAAUAAUGUAGACAACAAUCAACAACUAAAUGAACAACAUAAUGUUGAUGAUGAUGGUGAUAAUGAUGAUGAUGAUGGUAGUAAUAGUAAUAAUAAUGAUAAAAGAAAAUUAUUAUAUACAAAUCAAUUAAAUCAUAUGGAUAUAUCAGUGGAUGAAAAUGGUGCCUGGGUUAUUUAUCCAAAUAUCUAUAGUGAGCUUAAUAAUACUAUUAUUAUGAAAUUCAAUGGAACAAAUAUUGAAUUUAUAUGGAAUUUAACUGUUGAUUAUCAUAAAUUAGGUGAAACAUUUAUAUUGUGUGGAAUAAUUUAUGGAAUCGAUUCUACACAACAAUUACAUACACAUAGUUUUGCAUAUGAUCUAUAUAAAAAUGUUGAAUUAAAAAAUUUUGAACAAAUUGAAUUUACAAAUCCAUUUAUGAAUACAACAUAUGUUGGUUAUAAUUCUAAACAUCAGACAUUAUAUACAUGGGAUAAAGGUAAUAUACUUGAAUAUUUAUUGAAAAUUGAAAUGAUUUCCAAAACAAAACAACAACAACAACACCAGCAACAAUCAUCAUCAUCAUCAUCAACUGAUAAUCCAACAAAUUUUGAACAUCAUAAUAAUGACGCAGCCACAAUUGAUUGAAUGAAAUGAUUUUACAACAACAACAAAAUUCACAUUUUCAAGUGUACUUAUUGGAUAUUUGUAAUAAAUAAAACCUCAUUCACUUACACACACCCACACGCAAACAGGCACACAAUGGACACACAUAAUGAUAUCAAUCUUGUUUCAAUAAAAUAUAAUUAUCAUCUC
Dermatophagoides farinae (American house dust mite) is the source of this 3208-nucleotide messenger RNA. RefSeq lists its product as uncharacterized. The record is from RefSeq and is a predicted model, not a curated record. Gene Ontology annotation, biological process: signal transduction. NCBI's taxonomy places the organism in Eukaryota, Metazoa, Arthropoda, Arachnida, Sarcoptiformes, Pyroglyphidae.